This is a messenger RNA of Pygocentrus nattereri (red-bellied piranha), 933 nucleotides long. It is a transcript of the gene myl13, whose product is annotated as myosin, light chain 13. The coding region runs from base 72 to 635 and encodes 187 amino acids. Gene Ontology annotation, molecular function: calcium ion binding. The record is from RefSeq and is a predicted model, not a curated record. The transcript has 7 exons. Gene Ontology annotation, cellular component: myosin II complex. Lineage: Eukaryota; Metazoa; Chordata; Actinopteri; Characiformes; Serrasalmidae.
CAGGAGAUCUGCACCCAGAGCGUGUCUGAGCCUCAGCCGUCCACCUUCUCCUUCCUCUUCCACUCAUCACCAUGGCACCAAAGAAGGCAGCAAAGGAAGAGCCCAAACCCGCAGCCCCCAAACCUCCAGAGCCUGAGCCCCCCAAGGAGCCCGAGUUUAACCCCGCUGAAGUGCAGCUGGAGUUCACCGCCGAGCAGAUUGAGGAUUUCAAGGAUGCGUUCCAGCUGUUUGACAGAACGCCGACCAACGAGAUGAAGAUCACUUUCGCUCAGUGUGGAGAUGUCAUCAGAGCGCUGGGACAGAACCCCACCAACGCUGAGGUCAUGUUCGUCCUUGGAAAGCCAAAGGCUGAAGAGAUGAACGUGAAGAUGCUGGACUUCGACGAGUUCUUGCCCAGGUUCCAGUACAUCUGCAAGGCCAAGGGUCGCGGCACCUUUGAGGACUUCGUGGAGGGUCUGAGGGUCUUCGAUAAGGAGGGAAACGGCACAGUGAUGGGGGCUGAGCUCCGACACGUCCUCGCCACACUGGGUGAGAAGAUGAAGGAGGACGAGGUGGAGCAGCUGAUGGCCGGGCAGGAAGACGCUAAUGGCUGCAUCAACUACGAGGCAUUUGUGAAGCACAUCAUGGCUGGCUGAACAGAAUCAAGACUGCCAUCUGAUGACGCAAGGUGUUGUCACAGUUUCACCCUCUUCUUUCUCUUCCUCUUUCCUUUUUUCUCUUCUCUUAUUUAUGAAACCCUUCACUUGUCCUCCGCUGGGCUCUCUCUGUCCACCAACUAUGAUAUGACCACUCAGACGCUCUCGUUCUUCUUUUUUUCUAAAACCUGUACAGCCAAAAAUCCUGUAUGACUGUAUUGUAUGUCAUCACUGUUUCGUUUUGUGGAUAAAAAAAAAGAUUAAAAAAGGUUUAAUUAAACUUCAUGCUUGAUUACAA